This is a messenger RNA of Cladophialophora bantiana CBS 173.52, 1131 nucleotides long. RefSeq lists its product as uncharacterized. The transcript has 3 exons. The coding region runs from base 1 to 1131 and encodes 376 amino acids. The record is from RefSeq and is a predicted model, not a curated record. NCBI's taxonomy places the organism in Eukaryota, Fungi, Ascomycota, Eurotiomycetes, Chaetothyriales, Herpotrichiellaceae.
AUGCGAUAUCGCGAGAAGAAGACCUACUUCGUCUACGGAACCGGGUAUCCGCAAGACAAACUCUGCCUGGGCAACUUAGUCUUGCGAGAUUAUGCCAAUCCAACCAGAGUCCGACACUACACUCAUCCCAAUCUACCUGACGAGGGUCGUCGAAACCAUGCAAACAUCAUCCCACUUCCGAAAACAACGAGGGUCAAGGUCAAGAAAGGACUCAAUAUCUCCAUUGGAGCCGACUUGGUCGAUAUCGUUACUCUCAAAUUCCCUUGGAAUUCAACACGCACGCGGCUGAUUAGUGCGCCGAGCGGGCAGAAGAUCGAGCUUAAGAAUUCAGACUCGUUCUUUCAUCACGAGGUAUUGAAGAAUGAUGAAGCACGCAGAACCCUCGCCACGUGGGUCUCGGCCGCACACAGCGACCGGAUGAAUAUCUUCAGACGCAAGCCGCGCAUCUGGCUGCUAACAGGUCUGUACAUUUUCCGAGACGCAACCUGCAGCGAGAUUGAGAAUGCAUCGGCCGGCGCCGAAGCAGCGCUCAGUUCUGCCCUUGUGGCUGCUGCUGGGGGGCCCCCUGUCGGCCCCGAGGUGGACGUAAGUGUAGUAAAGCAAAUAGAGACUGAAGUACCGCUGGCGGGCGAUCUUGUGUGGGCUGCUCAGUGGACGCUGCUGAACCUCGAGGGCGUCUGGUAUCGGAGCGGCAUCGAGGGCAGUGACAGUCAAGGAUGGAUGGUGCCGUUCUCGAUUUCUCUGUAUCCAGAUCGGUUCAGUAGCGGUGUUCUAAAGGCAGGAGCGAGCGACGAGAUUGCAUAUCUUUCCGUACGUGAGAGAGUGCUUGAUCAAGACGAGGGGCAGGAACAGCUAGAAGAUCUUAGCGUGCAACCGGAAGACGAAUAUGAUCGGCAGCUGGAAAAGGCAAUAUGCGACUUCCAAGAGAGUGUCACAGAGCAGGAGGCGAAGGAUGCAGACCCGGUGUAUCAAGCACGGAAGAAAGAACUAUUGGAUGGUCAACGGAGAGCUUAUGAGGACUUUGAGCUGGCAUGUGAGGAAUUUCCACCAGGCUCGAAGGAACGGCGAGAGACCCACCAAGCCUUAAAUGAGGCGGAUGAAGCUGUCAGAGAGUUCGAAUCCGAAUUGUAG